UGAGGUGAAAGCUGCCAAAGCAUAAAAAAAGGUUGCUUAGUCCUGACUCAAUCUAAUGCUGCUGGUCUGGGCCCAGAAUGUGGAGAAAUAUCAGAAGCUAUGAGGAGAAGAAGAACAUAUGUGAUGAAAGCAGCCAUAGACUCAGGCUAUGAGUUAGGGCGUUUAAAGAGGCUGAGGAUUCCUCUCGACUCAGAUGGUAUCAUGUUUCUUUCAAAGGCUCAAGCGUUACUGAACUCUGAAUUAUAUGAGUUGCAAAUGGACCUGUGAAGCUUCUGAGAUCCCUUCCCUAAGCAAAUGGCCAAGGGGCUACUGGUAACCUACGCUCUUUGGGCAAUAGGGGGCCCUUUUGGCCUCCAUCAUCUCUACCUGGGGCGUGAUAGCCAUGCUUUGUUGUGGAUGCUUACUUUGGGAGGUGGGGGGUUGGGUUGGCUCUUGGAGUUCUGGAAGCUCCCCAGCUUUGUGGCACAAGCCAACCAAGCCCGAGGGCAAAGGAAGAAUCAUGAAGAACUGAUACCCAGUCUAAGUCCAUUGCGCUUUUUUGCCCAGAUCCUGGUGGGCAUCUAUUUUGGCUUUGUGGCCCUGAUUAGCCUCUCCUUCAUGACCAGCUUCUAUAUUGUGGGUCUUCCAUUAGCUGUUGGUUUAGGGGUAUUGUUAGUGGCCACUGUGGGCAACCAGACUUCAGACUUUAAGAGUAUUUUAAGGGCAGCAUUUUUGACCUCUCCUCUUUUCUAUGGCCGCCCCAUAGCCAUUCUGCCCAUCAGCUUGGUCGCCAGCGUCACAGCACAGAGACACCGGAGCUACAAGGCCCCUUUGGAGGCUGAGACUCUCACUCUUCGGCUCUACCACCUAGGACUUGCUUACCUGGCUUUCACAGGUCCUGUGGCCUACAGCAUCUUCUGCAACAUGGCUGCCACUCUCCAGUGUGUAACAGAGACCCUUGGCUCCUUCUUGUAUUGGCUUACCUUCUUCCCUGUCUUCAGCCGGAUCGUGGAGUCUAUCCUUAUCCUACCUUACCGGGUCUGGCUUCUGGUGGGGAAUCCGGGUUUUGGCAGUGUCUCCUUUCAGGAAUGGGAGAAGCUGUUUGAGUUUGUCAGAAGCUUUCAGGAUGAGAAACAGCAGCUAGCUUACCAAGUUUUGGGCCUUAGAGAUGGGGCAACAUCUGAUGAAAUCAACCAGCGCUACCGGGAAUUAGUGAAGAUUUGGCACCCAGAUCACAACAGGCACCAAGUAGAGGAAGCUCAAAGACACUUCUUAGAGAUCCAGGCUGCUUAUGAAAUCCUCAGGAAGUUUAGGAAGUCCAGAGACUCCUGAUGAGUUGGAAAAAGGAGGCAAUGAUGUAUUAAGAAGCCUGUCCUUUGCCAUGGGCUCUUCCUGGGAAAUUCUAUCUCUGCAGUUUUGUUCACUGUGUUUCUCCCAACAGAAUCAAGGGAGGGGUUGGUGCAUGAAGCUGCUACUGUUGGGGAUGAAAAGAUUUUAUUGCAUUAGGAAAUAUGGAUAUAUGGUAAAGUUUUUAAUCUCAUGGUUUCUGUUUUCUUGUUUUUAAACUUUAAUGAUGGGGCAAGGGGAAUACUAUGAAACAUAAAAAAUAUUUGAUCUUUCA
This is a messenger RNA of Trichosurus vulpecula (common brushtail), 1600 nucleotides long. It is a transcript of the gene DNAJC22, whose product is annotated as DnaJ heat shock protein family (Hsp40) member C22. The coding region runs from base 295 to 1311 and encodes 338 amino acids. Gene Ontology annotation, cellular component: early endosome; plasma membrane. Lineage: Eukaryota; Metazoa; Chordata; Mammalia; Diprotodontia; Phalangeridae. The record is from RefSeq and is a predicted model, not a curated record. Gene Ontology annotation, biological process: endocytosis. The transcript has 3 exons.